Molecule: messenger RNA, 5668 nt
Organism: Taeniopygia guttata (zebra finch)
Lineage: Eukaryota; Metazoa; Chordata; Aves; Passeriformes; Estrildidae
Gene: TNIP3
Product: TNFAIP3 interacting protein 3
Biological process (GO): cellular response to lipopolysaccharide; regulation of transcription by RNA polymerase II
Source: RefSeq, a predicted model, not a curated record
UUUUUUUCCGAAAGCAGAAACUUCUGCUCUUUGGAGAAAUAAUCAUAAAACCUUUUCUUCAGACGUAUUAUGGAAUAUGUUCAGUUUAUGAUAGGGUCUCUGUCCUAAAAUGACAUAAUGUUCUUGCACUGAAAAGCUUUUUUACAUAAGCAUUUCUUAGAGGAAAAUGUUUUGGCUUUUUUUUAAGUUUCUGUUGAAAUCUCUUUAUAGCCUUCUAGUUUUUAUUUGCUCUUUCCAAUGCCAUCACUAUUUUUCUAAAUUAAUUUCACCAGGGUUUCUCAGGAUUCACUCUCCUCAGGUGAAGUUACUGUUCCCUUGGGCAUAGUACUUUUUUUCGGUCUCUAAUCUUUUUCAUGCUUUAUUAAAUUGUAUGGUCUUACACCAUUUUUCCCCAUGCUCCUGAGCAAAGCUUUAAUUAAUUGAUUUAAAAUUUAUGGCACAGUCUCCAUAAAUCUCUUGUUACAUCUUGGAAAUUUAUGAGAAAGCUUUCAGGCUUUUUCAGUGCUCUGGGAUCAGAUUUGUAAAUCCAUUUCAUUUUCCCAUCUGAAAUAGGCAUCCUUGCUAUUUACAUUUAUUCCAUCUUGAUAAAUAUUCUAGUAUAUGGACAUAGAACUGCUGCAGGAUGGGGUAUAGUUCUCCUGUGGUAUCACAGGUGCAAUCAUUUAAUUUUCUGCCUCAAUGGUUUGGUCAAGAAAAAAUUAGUCAGUUUUGAACUGUAUUUUCCAGUGUAGACAAAUAAAUUCUUCACUGACUUAAUAAAACAAAAGUACACUGACUUACAGAUCCAUCACACUGGAGGGGAAGAAGAUUUCAAAUACUUUAGGAAAAUUCCUAAAUAAUCUUUCUACUUGUAAAAGAAAAAGGUCAGCAUGUUUGGGAUUUUAAAAAAAAAAAUUUCUUCUUAAUUUCUUUUUAAGGUGUCUUUCCCUAGUGUCCAGAUUCUGUUGUGCAAGGUGAAAAAGCUGCUAACUGAAGUGUGUGGGAAGGGGCUGAAUUAUAGCUCUCAAUUUGUAUCAAGGCUGCUCUGCUCUGUUUGUUGGCAUCCCGGGGAACCGUCUGCUUUCACGGUGUCACUGAACUCUGCAGCUGCCUUUGCUUAAGAUCCCUCUUUUCCCAACAACUUAGCUUGGUUUAGUGAGAAGUUGAGCUUUGACUUCUCCCAUUUGCCUUGAUCCUUUUUUUUAUCUCAUUGGUUUGUUUUACUUUUUCACUCUUACCUUUUUUUUCCCCCUUUUGUUUUCCCUGAAGCAAUUCCUUGUGACCUUAUCUCCUUUAUACAGAUUAGAACAACCAAGUAAUACAUUUUGAGACCACAGUGAAGCGUUUCUGCAAUUUGGAAUUUUUGUUCCAUCAAGUCUGAUUAUCAGGUAACAAACUUCAUUUCCAGUCCUUAUUUCAGGCACCCUUGGCAAGACCUUGCCCACUCUACUGGUUACAUUAGGCUUGCAUGUGUAUAUUUUGUUUCUGAAUUGACUUGAUAUAUUAACAUUUUAUUUAUCAAGCUGCUUAUUGAUGAAUUUCCAUUUUAAUAUUUCUUUCUUUGACUUUAAAAAUUUCUAAUUCCUAGGAAGUGGAGCUUCUCAGUAAACUGCCAGCUACACUGGGAGAGUUGUUUUGUUUUGUUUUUUUUUUUCUUUAAAUAACACGUAUAGAUGUCAGUCUUUAUUGUACAAAUGACAGCUAAACUAUGGCUUAUAAAAAGGUCCAGUAACUUUCUUUUGGUAGUCUGACAACUCUGUGCAGUGUCUUUUGUGUGUGUGUGUGUGACAAUAGAAAUAUGUUCUUCUGCUUCUUGCUUCUAACACAUGGUUUCCAUAGAAACAUCUGCUAAACACCCAAUUUAGGUAUUGAUGAGUUUAGUCCAUAACUGAAGAAUCUUAAAAACCACGCAGCCUAAGAAUAAACAACGAGAAAAUAUUUAGUGUCUCCAUGGGUAAAGUAUAAAAUAUAUCCUUCUAAAUAUCAGUAUUAAAUAUCAUAUUAAAGUUUCAUCCUCAGGCAAACUUGAAUUUUGGAGGAGGGAAUGUGUGGCAAAAGCAAUCUGAAAGCUCCCUGUGGCUCCAGUUGCUCGGUGGGGUGGUUGUGUCCUCGCUCGGGCUGUAGAUGGCACCGUCGCUGCACAUAAAAAGCCGAGCUCGUCCAGUCCCUCCCUAGGGAAUUGUUUGAAAGCAUUAAUUUCAUGGCCGGACUUGGUAAGGGUUUGAUAGAGUUCUUCUUUCCCUAGGAUUAGAGAGAAACAUGGAGAGAGGCGUUGAAUUAUUUUUCCUUCGUGAAGUAGUGCUUUUAAAAGCAGUUGGAGCUCAUGAAUGAAAAAGGACCAAUGAUAUAAACAACACAGUCAAAAUUGAUUUUAUUGUAUCUCAGAUGUUUAAAUAUUCAUCUAGAAGUCAUCCCUUUUGCUUUGCAAACUUGUUUGCCAAAACAAAUAAAUACCAGUCGUAGGACUAUCUUGUUUUUGAAGCUUAGCAUUUGAAAUACAAAUUAGUGAAUGGAUCUACAAAAAAAAAAAAAUAGAGAUCAAAGCUCUCUGAAAUCCUUCAGACAAGUCAUUUCCAGAUUCCCUUGAGUGUACGAAAAAGCAUGUAGCUGUAGGUAUCCCCCAUCCCAAAUCUGGGGAUAUAGUGGAGGGAAGGCAAAGGGGAAAUGGAAAGGGGAGAGAAAAACAGUGCUAUUCAUUAGCAAUCAGGAGAAAUCUCAGUUCCUAAAUGGUGAACUUAAAAAUAUAAAGGGUCUCAAAAAGUGAUUUGUUUUUGUUACAGUCUUCACAGAUACUCGUUUAAACAUUUUAUGCACACUAAAAAAAAGCCCCCUACAUUCUCAAAGGGAGUGGAAGAACUUUGCUGUUUAAAAAAAGCAAAAAAUACCAUUGUGCAGGGAAACAAAUUUAGCAGCCUGUCAAGAUCAGCUGUAAGAUACAAGUCUUGCCAUAGUGAUUUAAGGUUCCACAAAUACUAGGGCAAAUGAAGAUAUUAUUUGCACUUCUUAAGAAUGAAAAUGGAGGCUAGGACUCCUGGCUAUUCAAGAUAACACAAGCCAUGAGAAAAAGUGUAAAGUAUUUUCAUAAUUUGUUCAUGGAAUGCUAAUAUUUUUCAGUGAGGUAUUGAUGUGUGUUCAUAAAGUCUGAAGUAGAAUAAACCCACUUUAUUGAUGAGGAGGGAGGAGCAGAGAAGGACAUAAUCACAAAAGUGAUUUGUUUGCCAAGUAACCUGAACAGGCAAAGGAACUUUCUGAAUUUACAGUAAUCAGCUCUUUUGAAUGGAAAUAUUUGAUAACCUUGUGAAGAACAAGGCAAACACUGGCUUGCUUUUUUAAUUUUUUUUUUUUUUUUUGGAACGUAUUCAUGUUAGUUUUUUUAGCAUAUGGUAUUUUCCUCUCCCAUGUAAACUUAGAGUAGCCAUGUUAUUCCUUCCUGUUUUUUUAAAUCUCUUUUGGAGAUCCCAAGUGCUCCUGGAACUUUGUUCCUGGAAGAUGUGCUGCAGCUGUGUGUCUGCCAGGAAACAGGCAAGAUGGAAGCACUGGGACAGCUGAGCCUGAGAAAGGUGUAAAGGGGUCUCUAACACCUGAAUCUAUGAGUCAGUCCAGAGGACCUCUUCUAUUCAGAGACCUUCCACAAAACUCUGCUGUGCAAGAAUAACAGCUUUACAAAGGGAUUCACUGUGAGGAGCUCAAAAUGAAGAAGAAAGAUGAAGAGGAUUGCAUGGAGCUCUGCCCCCAUCAGUGUGUUGAGAUGGAAAGGUGUGAAAGUAAAGAGCUGGAUGUUGAAAUAAGGAACCUGAUAGGGAAGAGCAACACUUUGGAGUCUUGUGAAGACCCCAAACCUCUUGCCCAAGAGAGGCUGAGCCCUCAGAGAACUUCGUGUUCCCUUAAGAGCCACAGUGAAGGAAACGCUCCAGGCUGGCUUGGAUGCAACUGGGCAGGUGGGAGUGACAUGGAAGCUCCAGCAGAACCAUUGCAGUCAAGGCACACAUUACUGAGCAAAAAGAAGCCUUUGUCAUCUAAUUCUCUGGAGCAACAGAUCCUCACACUGGAAAGACAGAGACGAGAGCUUUUGGAAGUGAACAAGCAAUGGGAUCAUCAAUUUAGAAGUAUGAAACAGCUUUAUGAAAAGCAGCUGACAGAGAUGAAGGCAAGGCUGGACGUGUCGGAGAUGAGAGUGAGCGAGCUGGAGCAGGAGAGGCACCAGCAGCAUCCAGAGGAGGAGAGGUGGCGAGUGCUGGGCAGAGAGAGGCUGUUGCAGGAAAAGAAAGAUGCAGAGGUCCUUAGUGAAGCUCUCCAUGAAAUGAAGGAAGAGAACAGGCUCCUGAAGCAGAAGAACGCCUCGAUGAGCAGGAGGAAGGAGUACUAUGAGAGUGAAAUAAGCCGUCUCAACAAGGCCCUUCUGGACACAUUGAAAAAGCAGCCCCCACCUGUUGUUGGGACUCCUCCAGGGAAGGGUGACAGGAGCAGCACUGAGGAGAUGAGAACCCAACUUGAAGUUCUUAAACAGCAGGUCCAAAUAUAUGAGGAAGACUUCAGGAAGGAGAGAUCUGACCGAGAGAGGCUUAAUGAGGAGAAAGAAGCACUGCAGAAAAUUAAUGAGAGAUUACAAUCUCAACUGAGUAAACUCAGCUCUCAGACAAAAGACCUCCCAGUACAGCCUGAGAGGCCCAGUUACCCAGCUCCACUCUUCCUCUCUCCGUGUGUCAGUUAUGGGGGUUGUGGAAUGGUUCUUCACUGUCCGGAUCCUCGGGCACAUCCAGUGCGUCACAGGGCACAGAAGCAGCAGCAGCAGCGCUCGCCAGACUAUCAGUGGUAUGUUCCUGACCAGCUUCCGCCAGAUGUGCAGCACAAGGCAAAUGAUUCUUCCCUGGAGAAGGGAGCCCAUCGCUGACAGCCUCCGGCCUGGAGAAGUGUAAACCAAAGGCUGCAAGGGAGUCUUGCAACUUCAUUAUUCUGUUUUCUUCUGGGGUUUUUUUGCUCCUAGCUCCUUAUCUCUUCAGUGCAUGUGAUUUAUGCCUGGUAAAAUCCCUGUGAGGACAAUAGAAAAGCAGCUCAUACAGGCUGGUGAUCCUCAGGAUCCAGUUAAACUCUGCUGGGAAGCGUUACUGCCCUUUGUUCUGAAGAUGCUGUUUGUGCUGCCUUGUGUGAAUCUCUUUAAAAGCCUGAUGAGAAGAGAUGCAGUUCUUGCUGAGGAUUCAGACUGUCACAUCUGGUUUGAAUUGAAGAGCUUGCAAGCCCAAUAGUGGUGUGAUAUUUUUGUUGUUGUUGUUUUCAUUUGGGAAUGAUGAGGGUUUUUAUUUGAGUCCAGGGAAUGAUUUGUUGAUUGAUCACCUUGAAUUCUGUCCUCUCCUUGGUUGGUAAAAGGGAAAUCUGCUUCAUUGUUUAAACUCCUUUGUGUAAUUGUGAUCAGGGUAACACCCAUGCCAGGCCAGGUAAAAGGUACCCACUUACUUUUUUCAGUCAGGUCAGAUCUCCUUUUAUUUUGGCUCUCAAAUGACAUGUAAAACAUAAUCACAGCGGGGGGGUUUCUGUAUGUACUUAUUUGUAUUGCAAGAAUUUUAGCAGAAAUAUUGAAUGGGUUUCACUUCAUAGUGAAUGUGGUUUUAUAUUUCCAAAUUACUCUUGUAAUGAAUCUGAACAUCAUCAUGUAAACUCUAACCAAGAAUAAAACCUGUUUUUUUAAGUGAAA